This is a messenger RNA of Diaporthe citri, 759 nucleotides long. RefSeq lists its product as uncharacterized. The transcript has 2 exons. The record is from RefSeq and is a predicted model, not a curated record. NCBI's taxonomy places the organism in Eukaryota, Fungi, Ascomycota, Sordariomycetes, Diaporthales, Diaporthaceae. The coding region runs from base 1 to 759 and encodes 252 amino acids.
AUGCCUCAGCAACAGAGCCACAACACCGACGCGCAGCAGCCUGGAGGUGAGUAUUUCUAUUCUGCUCUACCUUCAUUCGACCUCCUGUCGCCUAUGGAGACUGUCUGGAACCCGUGGUGCAUGGCCCUCGGCCACUACUGUCCCCCGCAGCCCCGUGGGAUUAUCAUGGACGUCCCCAUAUGCCCUUACGCUAGGCCUACCCUCCACACGUACCUCGACCCAAUUGUCUGCUACGGACCUCCUUUGGAGGCCCCCUCGGAGGUGAUGAAUGGCUAUCCCGACCCGUGGCCACAGCCCGACCAGCCUGGACAGGAAUACUUCUCUCCUUACGGCCCUCCCCCGCCGCAUCCCCCGCCUAUGCCCAUGUCCUUCUGGCAGCCCCCGCCGCCGUCUCCGCCUGUGCAUUACCCGCCCUUCGGCCCGGAGGACAUGAUCCCCGGUUCUCGGCAGCCCGGUUGGUUCCUUGACGGCCUACCUCCAUGCCCCAACGCUGCGUCUGCCCUUCGCACGAUUCACUGGGUGAUUGACUGCUCCUACCAGCGUCCCCACGAUCCCGCUGAGAGCCCCGUCACCCCUGGUGCACUUACCGCCCCUGGGGCACCUCGAAGCCCUGGGAAUGGGCCCUCUCCUCUCUCUUUUGGACAGCCCGACAAGCCUGAGGACGCACACCGGCCCUCCUCUCCACUAACUGUCUCAAAUGCAGACGUGACCGGCCCAGACGGCUGCGAGGUGAAGGUGAGACGGCAUUCAUGGGCAUAG